Ostrea edulis (European flat oyster) is the source of this 5362-nucleotide messenger RNA. RefSeq names its product protein patched homolog 1-like. Lineage: Eukaryota; Metazoa; Mollusca; Bivalvia; Ostreida; Ostreidae. Gene Ontology annotation, molecular function: hedgehog family protein binding; hedgehog receptor activity; smoothened binding. Gene Ontology annotation, cellular component: plasma membrane. Gene Ontology annotation, biological process: smoothened signaling pathway. The record is from RefSeq and is a predicted model, not a curated record. The coding region runs from base 354 to 4310 and encodes 1318 amino acids. The transcript has 26 exons.
UUAUUAGUGCUCCUCCAAUCGUCUUGAAGAUGUGGGUGAUCUUACCGUGUCAAUCACAGGACGAGGGGAGGAGUCAAUGCAAAUCUUACAAGCAAGCAGUUCUAUUCUAAGAAUCAUAUGGAAUGUACGGUGUUUUGAUGUUUGAAUGAUAUAUACUAAAUAUAAUGGACUUUACAGUGAAUUCUCGCGAGUUAAUUAAAGGACGAUGUAGUGCUGGAACCCAGUUUCUUAAAACAUUGAUUUCAACUUCAAAUACCGGCUAAAAUCUUGAAGGAAUUUUGCACGUGGGUUUUUAAACUUCCAAAUGGCAACUCAACAUACGUGAUUAGAUACAGAAUUCAAAUGGAAAGACAAUGAGAUCAAGGAAAAAACCCGAAAGAGAGGUGGACGAGGAAUUAUUGACCAGGACGAGCUGGGUCAACGCCGAACUAGCCUACAAGCAUGUCAAAAAGGGUAAAGCGGAUGGAAGCGCCAGCGCUCUGUGGUUAAGAAUGCACAUACAGCGAUACAUGUUUAAAAUCGGCCAAUUCCUUCAAUUACAUUGUGGGAAAGUACUCUUUGUGGGAAUAUUACUCCUGUCUUUGUGCUGUAUCGGAUUAAAAACUACCACACUGCAGACAGACGUUGAGAAACUCUGGGUUGAAGAGGGCGGUAGACUGGAAAAAGAGUUGGAAUACACACGAUCCACGAUCGGAGAGGGACGGGGAACGACAAGUCAGCUGGUCAUCCAGACCCCAAAGGUUGGCUCCAACAUCCUCACCGUUCCCUCUUUGCAGUUCCAUCUAGACACCCUCCGGAAAGUCACCGAAAUCUCCGUUGACAUGUUUGAAGUGACGUGGAAAUUUCAUGAUAUCUGCUACCUUCCCGAAUUUCCUAAGACGGAGGGAAGCUACAUUGACAAUAUAAUAGAACAGUUACUUCCCUGUGUAAUUAUCACCCCUCUGGACUGCUUCUGGGACGGUGCGAAACUUCUAGGACCCGACCACACCGUCUACGUAGAUAUAGGUUUGCCAAUAAAGUGGACAAACUUGGAUCCAUUGGGUUUUAUUCAAGCCUACGGACAGAAAUACCCCACAUUCUCCGACGUGAAGGACAUAGAGGAGCUCAUGAACAGGUCUGGAAUAUCUCGAGGAUAUCUGGAUAAACCUUGCCUUGAUCCUUAUGAAUCUGAGUGUCCCCGAUCAGCGCCAAACAAAGCCUCCAGAGCUGCCCCAGAUAUAGGUGCCGCCUUGACAGGCGGGUGUUCCGGCAUCUCCACUAAGUAUAUGCACUGGGACGAAGACCUAAUAGUUGGAGGGGUACGGAAGAACAGAACAGGACACAUCGUUCGGGGUGAGGCUCUGCAGUCCGUAAUUCAAUUAAUGGCCGAGAAAGAGAUGUUCCAGUAUUGGUCAGAACAUUACAAAACUCACAGUAUUGGUUGGUCUGUGGAGAAAGCUAAAGCAGUCCUUGAGGCGUGGCAGAGGAAGUUCACACAGGUGGUCAAUAACGCCCGAAACAGUACGAAAGGAGACGAAAUUUACGGAUUUUCCUCCGUGUCUCUGGCAGACAUCAUGAAAGAAUUUUCUAACCUCAGCCCCACUCGGGUGGCAUUGGGAUAUGUCUUGAUGGUAUUUUACGCGUGUAUUUCACUGAUGAGAUGGAAUAAUGGCGUCCAGUCUCAGAGCGGGGUGGGCGUGGCUGGAGUCCUAUUGGUAGCCUUGUCCGUGGCUGCCGGACUCGGAGUCUGCGCAGUCCUUGGUAUCAGCUUUAAUGCCGCCACCACACAAAUCAUUCCUUUCCUGGCGCUCGGGUUAGGAGUGGAUGACAUCUUUUUAAUGGCACACACGUACGGAGAAAAUUCGGCUAACAAACACAUAGCAUUCGAUGACCAGACGGCCGAAUGCCUUAAAAGGACGGGCGUAUCGGUGUUCCUGACAUCAGUGACGAAUAUCCUCGCCUUUCUUUCCGCAUCCAUCAUUCCUAUCCCAGCAUUGCGAACUUUCUCAUUGCAGGCCUCCAUCCUCAUUUUCUUCAAUUUGUUCAGUGUACUUCUGAUAUAUCCAGCCAUUUGUAGCCUCGAUUUGUACAGAAAAGACAAUAAAAGAAUUGAUAUAUUCUGUUGUUUUCAAAGUUUUGCUGAUUCCAAAGACACAGUGAUAGAACUUCAACCAAAGCAGAGUGACCUGUACGACCUGAAGGAGACCAGUCCUCCUCCCAGCUAUAAUGAUUCCCUCCCGCCGAGUUACAACUCCGUCAUCAAACACAACACGGUGGCGCGGUCUGCAGAGGAGGGUGGGGCUGCGGUCACUACGCUGGCCACUCCCUCAAUCAUUGACCUCCCCCCGCUGGAGGGAAUAUUUAGGUGCCGGCCGCGCUCUUUAUCAGCUGUUUGUCCUUCUACUACGUCAUCAAGACAAUGCUUGACGACACAAGAAAAUAUCUCGUGUGCAGAGAAAUUUGCACGCUUUCAGAGACAUAUACUUAAUUCAAGUUUGGACACCUUUGCGACAAAUGUGUAUAGUCCUUUCAUUAAAAAGGCGUAUGUCAAAGUGUUUUCCAUUCUUGGAUUUAUAAUUUUAUUGUGUGUGAGUAUAUAUGGAAUUGUGCAUGUGAAAAACGGCCUUGACCUGACUGAAAUUGUGCCAAAACACACCCCGGAGCAUAAUUUUUUGACUGCUCAGUCAAAAUACUUCGGCUUCUAUAACAUAUACCUUGUUACCAAAAGCGGGGUGGACUACCCUAAUAAUCAAAGACUGAUUACUCAAUACCACCGUUCCUUUCAAUCCAUGGAUAAAAUCAUCAAAAGAGAGGACGGAUCCUUGCCCAACUUUUGGCUAGACCUGUUCCGGCAGUGGCUACAGGACCUCCAAAGAACUUUCGACGCAGAAUUUGCAGAAGGCAGAAUUACCCAACAGGACUGGCGAGCUAAUGCCUCUGAUAACGGCAUCCUCGCCUACAAGCUGCUGAUCCAAACGGGAGACGUCGAUAACCCAGUGGACAAGAGCAGGAUUCCUGGUACCAAGCUGGUGGAUUCUGAAGGAAUCAUUUCUCCAGAUGCUUUUUAUAAUUACCUGACUGCUUGGGUAUCAAACGACGCUAUGGCGUAUGCUUCGUCACAAGCCAACUUUCAUCCAGAACCCAAAAUCUGGUUGCACGAUCCCUUAGAUCGUGAUUUUAAAGUGCCUAAAGCUCAGCCCUUAACCUACACACAGCUCGCCUUUUAUCUGAGUGACCAAACGUCCACGGAAGUCAUUUUGGACACUAUCAAGGCAGUUCGUGAUAUCUGCGACACCUACACAGACAGAGGAUUACCUAACUACCCCAGUGGUGUCCCCUUCACAUUCUGGGAACAGUACAUCAAUCUCCGCUUCUAUCUGACCAUGUCCAUCGUCUGCAUCCUUCUGGUCACCUUUGUAGUUUUGACUUUGGUGUUGCUUAACCCGUGGCUAGCCAGUAUUGUGGUGGUCGUCCUUACAGUUAUGGUGGUGGAGUUGUUCGGAUUUAUGGGUUUGUCCGACAUCCGACUAAGCGCCGUCCCUGCUGUCAUACUUAUCGUCAGCGCCGGUAUUGGGGUGGAGUUCACGGUUCACAUUGCAGUGGGCUUUUUGACAUCCAUUGGUUCGCGGAACAAGCGGAUGACGAUGUCUUUGGAACACAUGUUUUCACCUGUAGUGCAUGGAGCCAUGUCGACACUGCUGGGCAUCGUGAUGUUGGUGGGCGCUGAAUUUCAGUUCGUUGUGAAGUAUUUCUUUAACGUCCUGGCGGCUCUGAUUGUCAUUGGUUUACUAAAUGGACUUCUACUACUCCCCAUUCUUCUCUCACUCAUCGGACCGAAGGCAGAGAUAAGACCUAAGAAUGAUGAGGAGAGACUUCCAACACCAUCACCAGAACCAUCACCGAAACCUAAAAAGAAAUCGUCCUCCUCGGGUUCACGUUCUCGGGGAAGCGGGAAACAUUUUUAUCCUCGAAUCCCCUCGGACCUUUCCCUUACUACCAUUACAGAGGAACCUACGCAAUACUCUUCGCACGAAAUUGUCGUGGAACCGGAAGUGGUAGUAGAAACCACCACUAUACCCACUAAACAAGGAGGGUCAAUUCCAAGCAGCGGUGAAAACAGCCGAAAUGCAACACCUACAGCCUCGGUUACCACCUUGCCUCAAACACAUCACGUGACCAGGGUCAAGGCCACAGCUACUGUUAAAGUGGAAGUUCACACACCUAUUCCAGGUUCCGUAGAGAGCAUCAAUCACGACCAUGUAUAUAAAAGUAAAAGGCGGAAGAAUAAAGAAACAGAGGCUCCCGACUCGGAUUCAAGUUCUAGAUCCUAGCAGGAAGUCUGUCAUCAUGGUAACCUUACAGUAUUUCCAGUCGUUAACGACAACAGUAUUCAUGUGGUGUUCUACUAAUGGUUGUGAUGAAGUCACGUGACUCCAGUGUUGAACGGCGUGUAACGUCAAACGUAACAUGUGUUCAGAACGUUUAUAUCUACAGUGUGCUACAAAGACGUUCAAUUUCGAGGAAUAUGUGGUGUUUUUAUGUUCGUUUUUUUAAAAUUGCUCAUUUACGGGUAUUUUUUUCAUGAACUAGAAUGAGACGAGAGCUAGUUUUUAUGUUGUGUGUGAUAGUUCUUAUGUUGCGGUGUAUGAGAGGAAUGACUGUAUUUAUUAGUGUUCAAAGGUGAAGUGUGUGCACCUGUGGAGUGAUGUGUGUGUUCAACUUUUGGCCACUAGACCAGAUGACUUCCGGUCAUGUGUGGAAGGUUGUUAACUGUUACAUAUCAGGCUGAAUGGUGAACAUAUCAAUGAUAACGGUGUGUUUGUAUUUGGGGUAUACAGAAUGUGAUAUAGCUUAUCAACCAAAGAAAUUUGUAGGAAAGUAUUACCUCGCCGUCAAAGUACGGCAAACUAUAUAGACCGUUCAAAUUACAACGAAUCUUUAACAGAACUAGAAUGUAGAAGUGAAUCUCAGGUUUAUUUAUAAUUGAAACAUGUGGAAUGUGUGAGGACAUUUUUCUAAAGCCAGUCAAAGUUUAAUUCAUUUAAUGCAUUUCUGAUUUGUCAAGAUUUUAUAUUUUGUAUAGUGUCCAGAAAAAAUAUUGUUUAUAGUUGUUGUUCCAUGACGAGUGUAGCUAUGGAUUUGGUGAAAUCCUUAAUUAUCCAGCAUUAAUUCUUUGUAGGGCGCCUCACCCCCCGGGGAUCGAGGCUCCCCCCAGCCGACCCCACCCCUGUUGUUGGCAUUUACUUUGUACACGUGACAUACCUCAGAGGAAGGGGGCGGGUCGGCUAAUCACCUGUGAUAGACUGAGUUUCUCAGCAUUAGUUGACUUUGUCGAUAGGUCGACUUGUUCACAUUAAGUCAAUAAAUUCAUGUCUUUCUAAUA